Saprolegnia diclina VS20 is the source of this 1348-nucleotide messenger RNA. RefSeq lists its product as hypothetical. Gene Ontology annotation, molecular function: acyltransferase activity, transferring groups other than amino-acyl groups. Bases 32 to 1246 code for a protein of 404 amino acids. The transcript is spliced from 4 exons. The record is from RefSeq and is a predicted model, not a curated record. Lineage: Eukaryota; Oomycota; Saprolegniomycetes; Saprolegniales; Saprolegniaceae.
CGGUAGCAACCAUUUCCGAAUCGCCCCGAACAUGCCGUCGCGGUCCUCCAAAGUCGUGCGGCUCAUCGCGACGGGCUGGACGUCCUUGGCCAAGACGACCAAGUCGCCCGUCGAGCUCAUGCAAGAUGCGCUCGUGUCGGCCACCAACGCCGCCGGCAUCAGCCUCCGCGACAUUGGCGGGCUCAUCGCGGUGCCGUCGCUCGCAGACCCGCACUUCAUGGAAGCGCACUACGUCGCGACGCACAUGGGCAUCCUCCCAGCCAAGAACGUCGUCGUGCGCACGGUGGACACGGGCGGCGCGGGCCCGGUCACGGCCUUGCUGGCGGCCAAGCGCAUGGUGGAGUACGAGGGCGUCGACUGCGUGGCGGUAGUCGCCGGUGACGCUGUGCGUCAGCUCUCUGGUGACGAGUUCCUUCGCCGCGCUGACCAAACGUGCUACCACCCCGCGUCUGGCCUCUCGUCGCCUGUGAUUCCAUCUGGCUAUGACCGCAUUGCCCGCUAUCAAAUGGACAAAUUUGGCGUCACGCGCGCCGAGCUCGCUGCAUGUUCGGCCGUCAUGUCCAUCAUGGCGUCGCAGCACCCGCUCGCAAUGACCAAAGUGCCCCGAACGAUCGAAGAGGUUCUCGCGUCGCCACCGGUGGCAUCCGUGACCAACCUUCUCGAAUGCGCCCGCCGGGCCGACGGCGGAGCUGCCCUCCUAGUGGCCUCGCCGCGCUUCCUCGAGCGCAAGGGCAUUCCGGCGUCGACAGGCGCUGUCAUCAUUGGUGGUGGCGAAGCGUCCGGGCCGCUGUACCCGCCGGCGCUCGCCGACAUCAACGAAGACAUGUUUUCUUGCGAGCAAGCAACCAAAAUGGCGUACGAGGAGGCGAACGUGAGCGUGCGGGACAUUGACUUUUUCGGUCUCUACGACUGCUACCCCGUGUGCUUGAUCCGCGCCGUCGAAGCUGUCGGCCUCGCAGACCAAGGCGAGGGCGGUCGGUACAUCUUGGGCAAGUACCACGAGCUCGUGGCCAACCCGGAGAAGCGCCCGCAAGACAUUCUGCCCAUCAACACGCACGGCGGUCUCUUAGCGUUUGGUGCGCCGUGGGAAGUCCCCGCCAUGUACAAUAUCAUCGAAGCAUUCCACCAGAUCACCAACACGGCGGCGACGCGGCAGAUCCCCAACGUCCGGCGCGCGCUCGUGUACGGCAACGGCGGCAUCUUCUCCCACAGCGCUGUCGCCAUCCUGGGCAAUGGCGUCUACUAAGAUUCCCGUAUCGCUUUCACGACAGCUGCGAGCUACAUUGCACCCUGUCUUCAUGCAAAAUGCGACCUGUAGCUAAAUUCCUAAAAUACGUAUCCUGGCCAA